Molecule: messenger RNA, 1401 nt
Organism: Stylonychia lemnae
Lineage: Eukaryota; Ciliophora; Spirotrichea; Sporadotrichida; Oxytrichidae
Source: the annotation of a GenBank genome assembly
AUGCUGCUUCCUAAUCACUUCGAGACCAAGAACAAAUUACUAGCCCCAUGCGACUGCAAAGGAACCAUCAAAUACAUUCAUAAAAACUGUUUAAAGCAGUGGGCUAAGCGGACACAAUAAUACAUCGUCAGAUGCUCAAUUUGCUAAUAGAUCUAUGCAAGCAGAGAUUAAAAAAGAAACUUUUAUCAAAUUCUAAUUAAGUUACUAAAGGUUAUUCUGAAGAAGAGAGAAGUAAUCAUGAGAGAUAUAUCAUUCUUUACUUUAGCUUUCUUACUUCUAUUCGGCACAUUCUAUUAUUUAUAUAAGUAUCAGCAAGUUGAGAAAGACUCUCAGGCUUUUAAUAUAGUGCUAACUUUCUUUGUUUCUAGGAUUACAACUCUUGAGAUCAUUAGAGCUUUGAGAAAACGAUUUUCAAAGGUACGCUACUACCUUAAUAAUAUUAUCCAUAAGAAAGUUUAUAUCAAUAAGGACGAACUAUAUGAUUGUGAGAGCAUGGAAUAAAGAAAUGAUUAUGACGAAAUUUCAAAUUUAAAUGGUGCUCUAUUGCCUAAUUCAGUAAAACCUUAGCCAGGUAAACGAAUUGAUCUUGACCCAGAAAAGGAAACCUUUUAGGACUUUAAGGAUAAGUGUAGUGAACAACUUGGGAUAACUUCUAAGCGAAUUUUUAAUGUUUAGGGCAUGCAGAUAAACAUGCUCCCAGACCUGAUCAAUAAUGAAAUCUACUAUGUUACUGAGGGUGAAUAAUAUGUUACUCAUGCUCCUCAAUCCAUUUAAGUAAAACAGCAAAUAAUGUCAAAACAAGUUAAUCAAACUCUGCUUGACAAGACAAACUUAAUUAGAAUAGCUAUUCUUGGAGAGAGUAAAUCAGGAAAGACGUCUAUAGUGUGCCAAUACCUUUUUCAAAAAUUUAAUCCUGAUCACUUGCCAACAAUAGAAGAUAUCUACUCGCACAGAUCGAUGUUUUAAGAUGAAGAAUAUGAAUUGUCAAUACUUGAUACAGCUGGAUGCGAAGAAUACAAGAACGCAAUAAAUGAUGUGAAGAUAAAGGAGAGAGAUGCAUAUGUGAUUGUAAUUGACUUGGCAAAUGAAAAUGCUCUCACUGGGAUAAAUGAUUACUACAGAAAAAUAUAUAACUUUCACGCUUAGAGAGAAGUUACAAUAAUACUUGUUGGCAACUAGACAGAAAAAGAAAGGUCGAUAGAUUUCCGAAGUGCUGAGAAGUUCGCAUAGGAUCGAAGAUCUCCUUAUAUAGAGUGCUGUGCAGCAUCAGGAGAGAAUGUGGAAGAGGUUUUUAAUCUUAUAAUGCUAGAAGUUAAAAAGCAAACUGCUAGAAGAAUCGAAAUAUUUAAUCAUUAUCAAAGUGAUAAAGCAUGCUGUGGGGAAAGCUGCUCAAUUUUCUGA